AUGGAAUAAGAGGUAGGAUAAGUUUGUUUAGUUGAAGUACCAAUAGAAAAGGCAUUUCUUUUUUAGGAUUAAAUAAUUAUAGAGAAAAAUUUAACAACAUUAAGAGAAGGAUUAUCAUAUAGAUUAUCUUAAAGUUUCAUAAAUCCUUAAUAAAAAUUAUUUAUUGUUUGUCCCCCUACUUAUGCUCUUAAAGAAUUGGAUAUCAAAAAAAAUAAUAAUACAUUAUUUGAUGGAAAAGGUUAUAUAAAAGCAGUUCCAAAAGAUGACUAUCCUUUUUUGAUAGGAUAAUAAUCAGGAAUGAGAAGUGCUAUAAUUUAAUGGAAAGGAAAAAAAUAUAGAUUAAAGGGUUGUGGUAAUGGAAAUGAUGGUUUUACAUUAAGAAAAUUUGAAGGAGACUUUGAUAAUGCAUUUGAAAUAAGAGGAUGUUGUUUUGAUCAUACUGUUAAAAGAGAACUUUUUAUGAAUAGAAAGGUUGAAUAAAUAUUAAAAAAAUACAAUAUAGAAACAGGCAAUAUAAGUAUUGGAUAUUGGUAAUAUGGAGAUAUUGAAUCUAUCAAUUAAAAUUUAGAAAAGAACUUAUAAAAUUAAAUUUCUUUAAUUCCAAAAUAUUGUGGAAUUUAUGAAACAAUUGGAGAUUUAAGAUUAGGAACUCAUUUACUUCAAGGUUUAAGAUUAAUUGUUAAUUAACAUAUUGUUAAUUGGUGUCUUGAUGAUAUUAGACGAUUAAUUACAGUUAAAUCAAGGAUUGUUGAAAAUAGAAAAUCAUAAUAAGGUAAUUCAUGGGAUAUUAAUAAUACAUAAUUUAGAGAGAGGCCAGAAGGUACUAUUUUAUAAGAAGAUGAUUAUAUAAAUAAUAGAGUAUUUGAUUGGGAAAAAGAAAAAGAUAAUAUUAGUAUCACUGAAAAUUUAACUAAUAAUACAAUUUUAUAAAAUAUAAGUAUACUUUAUUAAAGAAUUGGAUAUGAAAUAGGUAAAAUUAAAAGAAUAUUAAUUGAUAAUGAUAUCAGUUGGGGAUAUUUUAGAGAUCAUAGUAAAUUUUAUUAUCAUAGUAAUGCUCACAUGGAUAAUUUUGUUAUAAUACAAAAUGGGUCUAGUGUACUUGCUCCAGUUGAUUUUGAUCUUGCUUUUUGGUAUUUAAAAUUAAUAGUUUAUUAGUAAAGAAGAAUUUAUAAAUAUAGAUAUUGAUUUUGAUGCUUAGAUAAAUAAUGAUUUUUCAGCUUAUCAAGAAAAUAAAAAGUAUGGUAAAUAUGAUAAAGAAUAAUGGUUAUUUUAUUAAGAUUAAGAAAGAAUGGGUUUAGAAUUAGCAAUUGGAGGUAUGGACAUGAUUUUAGCAAGUAAUAUGUUUUUGGAAAAAUAAAAAACAGAUGUUUAAGAAUUCUUUGAAAUAUUACUUAGAGAUUAAAUGAGAAUUGGAUAUUUAGAUGGAAUGUAAUUAAAAGAUGAUACUAGUUUAUUUUAUUAACGAAUGGAUAAAAUAUAAGAUAUAAUUAAGGAAGCCUUAAGUUUAACUUAAGAUAUAAUAUCAUGA
Paramecium sonneborni is the source of this 1528-nucleotide messenger RNA. Lineage: Eukaryota; Ciliophora; Oligohymenophorea; Peniculida; Parameciidae. The record is from the annotation of a GenBank genome assembly.